AUGAUGAAAAUAUUUUCAUUAUUAUUCGUUAUUUAUCUCACAUCCAUCAAUAUUCAAAGUAGCAAUGCAGAAAUUGAUUGUACCAUCUAUGAUAAUGAUCUCGAUGCUGUCAAUAUGAAUCCAUUUUAUGUUGAACGCAGUCAAGCUUCUUAUCCUCGUACAUCCGCUCUUUAUGAUUAUACAUUAAAAGUUACGGAGCUUAGUAUAGUUGAUGAUGCUAAUCCAUCUUCAAGUAUAUUUUGUGUGAAAAAUUUACAAAAACUUCAAUUAAUAAAUACAAAUUUAACAAUAUUACCUGAUAUAAAAAAUUUUCAACAGUUAACAUCAUUAUUAAUUCAAACAGAUAAUGGUAUUAUUGAUCAACAUUUACCAUCUGAAUUCGGACAAUUAAGAUCUUUAUCAGAUUUAACAUUAUCUAAUAUUAAAAACCUUGAAGAUUUACCUAAUGAAAUUGAACAUUUAAUUGAUUUAACAUCAUUAACAUUACAGAACAUGCCAAAUUUUAAUAAAAUACCCGAUGAAAGUAUUGGUAAAUUAAUUUAUCUUAAUAGAUUAAAUUUAAUUGAUUUACCAAAUCUCUCAAAUAUUCCAUCAACAAUGAAUAAUUUUCAAUUAUUACAACAAUUAGAAAUAACUAAAACGAAUAUUAAUAAUUUAUCAUUAGACAAUUUAAUGAGUUUAUAUGGUUUAAAAAUAUCAUUUAAUUCAAUAUUAAAAACAGUUCAAAUUACAAAUAUGUUAAAAUUGUAUUCAAUUGAUAUUCGAAAUAAUAAUGAAUUAUUAACAUUAAAAUUGCAAAAUUUGUCUUCAUUACAAUCAUUAUCAAUUCCAUCAAAUACAAAAUUAAUUUCUUUAGAUAUGGAAAAUCUAUCUGCUAUUUCAACAAUAUCAAUAACAGAUAGUGCACAAUUAAAAAGUAUUAUAUUAAAAAGCUUUUCUAAGUUGAAUACUUUUGAAUUAUAUUCAUUAUCAAAUCUUGAAUUGGUUUCAUUUGAAAAUACACCAGUAUUAUCAACUGUUACGAUUAAAACGAGUCCUCAAUUGAAAACUAUUUCAUUUGUUGAUGUACCAUCAAUAACAAAUCUUGAUUUGUCUGGAUGUCAAUUAACAACAUUUCCUGAAAGUAUUUUAACAUUAAAAUCUUUAGGGAAAUUAGUUAUGACAUCAAAUCAAUUAUCAACAUUACCAUUAACAUUAUCAACUGAUUUGCCUAAUUUACGGAUUCUUAAUUUGGUGAAUAAUAAACUUCAAGGAAAUAUUUUUCAACCACCACUUGUUUAUGUUCGUGAACUUUAUCUUAGUAAUAAUUCAUUAACAUCCAUUGAUGGUAUUGGAAAACAUAAAUCUUUACAACGGUUAGAAUUAGAUUAUAAUCAAAUUUCAUCAAUUCCACUUGAAAUCAUGAAACUAUCACCGACAUUAACGCGAAUGACAAUCACCUAUAAUCCACUGAAUCAUAUUCCAUUCUCAAUGACAAAUAUGAGAUCAUUAAACACUUUUUAUGCCGCUUAUAAUAAUAUUUCACUUAAUGAACGCGCAUAUAUCCGUAAUUUAUUCCAGAAACCACCUAUGAACGUUAAUUUUAAUUAA
Rotaria sordida is the source of this 1590-nucleotide messenger RNA. The record is from the annotation of a GenBank genome assembly. Lineage: Eukaryota; Metazoa; Rotifera; Eurotatoria; Philodinida; Philodinidae.